This is a messenger RNA of Notechis scutatus (mainland tiger snake), 1569 nucleotides long. RefSeq names its product potassium two pore domain channel subfamily K member 10 (gene KCNK10). NCBI's taxonomy places the organism in Eukaryota, Metazoa, Chordata, Lepidosauria, Squamata, Elapidae. The record is from RefSeq and is a predicted model, not a curated record. Gene Ontology annotation, biological process: stabilization of membrane potential; potassium ion transmembrane transport. Gene Ontology annotation, molecular function: potassium ion leak channel activity; outward rectifier potassium channel activity. Gene Ontology annotation, cellular component: plasma membrane.
GCAACUGUUCCCUCAGGUUGUGUUCCUAACACCAAUAAGACUAAUAUACCCAAGCCAGCACCACGACUCUCUAUUUCAUCUCCUCGGGCAACUGUGAUUGCCAGUAUGGAAACACCCUCACAGGGUUUGCAGACAGUCAUGAAGUGGAAAACAGUGGUAGCCAUUUUCUUUGUGGUAGUGGCCUAUCUGGUUACAGGGGGUCUUGUGUUUCGUGCUUUGGAACAGCCAGAAGAAAGCAGUCAGAAAAUCAGAAUUGCCAAUGAUAAAGCAGAAUUCCUCCAAGAAAACAACUGUGUAUCCCAGCAGGAGUUGGAAGCAUUGAUUAAGCGGGUUAUGAAUGCUACCAGUGCAGGAGUCAACCCUGUUGGAGAUUCUUCUAAUAGCAGCAGCCACUGGGACCUAGGAAGUGCCUUUUUCUUUGCAGGAACUGUCAUUACUACUAUAGGUUAUGGAAAUAUUGCCCCAAGCACAGAAGGCGGAAAAAUUUUCUGUAUUUUGUAUGCCAUCUUUGGGAUCCCGCUUUUUGGCUUUCUGCUAGCUGGCAUAGGUGACCAACUUGGAACCAUCUUUGGGAAGGGCAUUGCACGAGUCGAAAAGGUCUUUCGAAAGAAACAAGUCAGUCAGACAAAGAUUCGUGUGAUCUCUACCAUUCUUUUCAUCCUGGCCGGAUGCGUUGUUUUUGUCACCAUUCCAGCAGUCAGUUUCAAAUAUAUUGAAGAAUGGUCAGCCCUGGACUCUUUUUAUUUUGUUGUUGUCACUCUGACCACCGUUGGUUUUGGGGAUUUUGUGGCAGGAGGAAAUGCAGAAAUCCCUUAUCGGGAAUGGUACAAACCCUUGGUAUGGUUCUGGAUCCUUGUGGGCCUUGCAUAUUUUGCUGCUGUCCUUAGCAUGAUUGGAGACUGGCUGAGGGUUAUUUCAAAGAAGACUAAAGAGGAGGUUGGUGAAAUAAAAGCCCAUGCAGCAGAAUGGAAAGCCAAUGUGACAGCAGAGUUCAGGGAAACGCGGCGGCGGCUGAGUGUGGAGAUCCACGAUAAACUUCAGAGGGCGGCCACCAUUCGGAGCAUGGAGCGCAGGCGUUUAGGUUUGGACCAGAGAGCCCAUUCUCUGGAUAUGCUGUCUCCAGAGAAACGUUGUGUCUUUGCUGCCUUGGGCAACAGCCAUUUCAAGGCUUCAUCUCAGGAAAGCAUCAACAACAAGCCUAAUAACCUGCGCCUUAAAGGAUCAGAGCAAUUGAGCAAACAUGGGCAGGGGGCAUCUGAGGACAACAUCAUCAACAAGUUUGGUUCUUCAUCCAAGCUGACCAAAAGGAAAAACAAAGACCUGAAAAAAAGUAUCCCGGAAGACGUACGGAAAAUCUAUGAGACCUUACGGCAUUACUCCUUGGAUGAGGAGGAGAAGAAGGAAGAGGAGGAUGACGACUUGGAGAAGGUGUGUCACUCGGCACACUCCAGUACUGCCAUUCUUACCAAUUGUAUUGAACAACACAUGGACCUGGAGAAUGGCAUGCUCCCCACUGAAACCAAAGAAAGGGAACACAAAAAUAAAUCAUUACUUGAAGACAGGAAUUAA